AUGGCCGAGCCAAAGCAAUAUGCUGGCCAUCACCACUCAUCGUCGGCCGGCCAUUCUAUCCGCUCGCCGCUAAAGUCGAAGAUUAUUCGGUCGCAGAAGAUUGCAACUGUCACAUCGCCAACGGAACCACCGCGGCGACAUGACUACAGUGCUCACUUGGCCGACGACGACGACGACGACGACGACGACGAUGACGAUGACGACGAUGACGAUGACGAUGACGAUGACGACGAUGAAGAAGAUGACGAUGACGACGAUGAAGAGGAGGAGGAAGCCAUGGACCGCGCCCCGCCACUCACCCGUUCCCACACCCCAGGGCAUCUCGCGACCAAAUCCUACGAUCGCCGCGGCAAACCGUCAGAGCUGUCAAUCCGCAACCGCUCUCAAUCCGCAUCAUCCCUAUCUGCAUCUCAUACACCUGCGCUGCCGACUUCGGCCUCGAGCAAAGUGUCACUGUUGUCCGCAAACACUCUGUACUCGAACGCGCCGGCAACUACACCUACCCCGACAUCCGCCCGCUCCCACCUCCAACUCAACACUAAAACCAGCACCGAAGCCGACAGGGAAGGGAUGGCAGCAGCGCGCAGAACGCCCGGCCUUCGUUCCACAUCUGCCAUAGCAUCAAAACCCGGAGCCGGCCCUUCAACCGCCCAGACGCCUAUAUCUGCCCCAACGAGCGCUAACGCUACCUCCGUAGCCUCGAACGUACACAAGCCAUCUUCAACACGCACAUCACGGUCCGGCCCGCGCCAGUCCCAUCAUAACAACCAACACCAUGCCCACAUUCCUUUCCCGCCACUGAUCGAUCCACGUACGGCACCCGAUGUACCCCCCGCGCCAUCCUCGGGCAUGUACUGGUCGCGUGCCCCCGUGAGUGGGGUGCGGCACACGGCACUGCGCGCACACACAACCACCAUGAUUGGUAGCAACGUUUUUGUGUUUGGCGGCUGCGACAGUCGUGCCUGCUUCAACCAACUCUACGUACUCGACGCCGACUCGUUCUACUGGUCUACACCCCAUGUUGUCGGUGAUGUACCUGUACCGCUACGCGCCAUGACGUGCACAGCCGUCGGGAAGAAGCUCGUGAUAUUCGGGGGUGGUGAUGGCCCCGCUUACUACAAUGAUGUCUACGUCCUGGACACGGUCAACUUCCGCUGGAGCCGGCCGCGGAUAGUGGGGGACAAGGUCCCCAGCAAGAGGAGGGCACAUACGGCGUGCUUGUACAAGAACGGGAUUUAUGUGUUUGGCGGUGGCGAUGGCGUCAGGGCGCUCAAUGACAUAUGGAGGCUAGACGUCAGCGACAUGAGCAAGAUGUCAUGGAAACUUGUCAGCGGGCCGAGCGACGACACCGCUGUGGGAGCGGCCCCCGGUACCAAGGGGAAGAAGGACUUGCGGCCCAAAGCUCGAGGCUACCACACGGCCAACAUGGUGGGCAGCAAGCUGAUUAUCUUUGGUGGGUCGGACGGAGGAGAGUGCUUCAACGACGUGUGGGUUUGGGACGUGGAUACGGCGCUGUGGCAGUCUGUUAGCAUCCCUCAGGCGCACCGACGUCUCAGCCACACGUCGACCAUCGUGGGCAGCUUCCUGUUCGUGGUGGGCGGGCACGAUGGCAACGAGUACAGCAAUGACGUGCUGCUCCUAAACCUUGUGACCAUGACAUGGGACCGCCGGCGCGUGUACGGCCUUCCUCCCAGCGGGAGGGGGUACCACGGCACAGUGCUGCACGACUCGCGGUUGCUAGUAAUCGGCGGCUUCGACGGCAGCGAGGUUUUUGGUGAGGUGUGGAUGCUGGAGCUGGCCGUGCAUGCAUACUACUCGCAGAUCAGUCACUUUAGCAUCGUAGUCUGA
Molecule: messenger RNA, 1848 nt
Organism: Pyricularia pennisetigena
Lineage: Eukaryota; Fungi; Ascomycota; Sordariomycetes; Magnaporthales; Pyriculariaceae
Exons: 1
Coding region: 1-1848 (615 amino acids)
Molecular function (GO): protein binding
Source: RefSeq, a predicted model, not a curated record